Molecule: messenger RNA, 828 nt
Organism: Sphenostylis stenocarpa
Lineage: Eukaryota; Viridiplantae; Streptophyta; Magnoliopsida; Fabales; Fabaceae
Source: the annotation of a GenBank genome assembly
AUGGCUUCCUUCAACUUCUCUCUUGUCCUCUCCCUCGCCCUGCUGCUCCUCACCCACGCAAACGCAACCAACACCUUCUCCUUCACCAUCAAAAACUUCAACUCUCACAACCUCAUCCUCCAACGUGACGCCAACAUCUCCUCCGGCACUUUACGACUCACCAACGUUAAUGCCGCCGGCGUUCCCACGGCGUUUUCCAUAGGACGCGCCUUCCAUACCACCCCCAUCCAAGUCUGGGACAGGUCCACCGGCGCCGUCGCCAGCUGGGCCACCUCUUUCACGAUCAAUAUUUACGCUCCCGACAAGUCAAAGACCGCCGAUGGGGUUGCCUUUGCUUUAGUACCCGUCGGGUCUCCGCCCAGAACCUGGGGUGGGUAUCUAGGUCUUUUCGACAACUCUAACUACAACAGCUCCCUCCAGACUCUGGCUGUGGAGUUUGACACCUACACCAACGGCUGGGACCCCCAAAACCCUCACAUUGGCAUCGACGUGAACUCCAUCAAGUCUAUCAAAACGGCGUCGUGGGGUUUGGCCAACGGGGAAAACGCGAGGAUUCUGAUUACCUAUGACGGCAACACCCACCUUUUGGUGGCUUCUUUGAUCCAUCCUUCUCGCAGAACGAGCUACAUCCUCUCCGAAAAAGUGGACGUGACAAGAGAGCUUCCAGAGUGGGUGAGCGUUGGGUUCUCUGCCACCACCGGGCAGUCAGAUGACUUCACUGAAACCCACGACGUGCUCUCUUGGUCUUUUGCUUCCAAGCUCCCAGAUGCCUCCUCCUCCACUGAUGCUUUCGACCUUGCCAGCUUCGUCCUCCAUGAGGCCAUCUAG